UAGACAUGUUGGCAAGACUGAGUAGGCUACUUGGGAGAGAGAAAGAAGAGUGUAGACAGAGUGGAGAGAGGAAGAAAGGAGCUGGCAGCUGGUCUCAGUAUAAAACAAGAAAUAAACGGUCCUGGGGAAGGCUAAAAGAGUUCUGGGAAGGGGAUGGGUACCUUUCUGGGUAUGUUGAGGUCAAGCCUUCCAGGGGUAGGGCUCAAGAGCUGAGAGCUUCUGGGAAGCAAUGGGCCUAUCCUGCUUCUCUGGGUUCCUAAAAGUAGACCCAGAGUCAAGGAUUUCUGAUGGUCAGUUCAACAGAGAGCCAGGAAUGAUCAAGGCUGUAGCUGCUGUGCUGGGGGCCCUCUGUUUACCCUUUGAGUGGGACUGGAGGCACAGAAGGACUAAUGAGGUUUCAGUACCAUCACUGCAGUUCACACUUCUGGAUUCCUUUAGGUUGCAUGCCGCUAAUAGCAGGGAUAGGAAACUGCCCUGGUAAAGCCUGAGGUUCUCGUACUUUAUUACAUCACAGCCACUAGCAGGUCAGGAGCCACCUAAGCACUGCUGUCUGCCAGUGACCCCUGAGGUUUCUGUGUUCCCAGCUGUGGGUGGCCGUACAUCUCCAGUUUAGCUUGAGAGCUGUUAGAAGCAGUAGACUAGGACACAAAUGGUCCUCUUCCUGCCAUCUCUGGGUAUCAUGAGCUGUCAGUGAUGGUGGCUCUGUGAAUCUAGGGAACGAACAUGGUCUGCACCUGCCUGGCUUCUCCACCAAUAAGAGGGCAUGAGCUUGAGAUGACGGAGUUGGACGAUAAAGAGAUAACAUUGGACCUGCAGGAAUUUCAGAAGGAGAUUAUCGAGGCCUUGGAAAAGUGCAAGGAUCUGACUGAUAAAACUGUCCUCAACAUCUUGCUCGAGGGUGAGAAGGCUCUGCUGGAGAUAAUAUUCGAAAAGUUGCAACAGAAGAACAGAGAGCUUCAGGAGGAGGAGAUUCUUGGGCUGCAAGAGGGCUGUGAGAAGGUGAAGAGGAUCUGUGAGGAGCUCCUGAGAAGAUCAGAAACCUCUGGGCCAGGCAUCAGCAGAAUUCAGUGACCUAUGAUGAUGUGCAUGUUGACUUCACUAAGGAAGAGUGGGCUUUGCUGAAUCCUUCCCAGAAGUAUCUCUACAAAGAUGUGAUGCUGGAGACUUACAGGAACCUCACUAUUAUAGGAUACAUUUGGGAAGACCAUAAUAUUGAAGAACAUUGUCAAAGUUCUAGAAGAUAUAGAAGGCAUGAAAGAAGCCAAACUGGAGAGAAACCUUCUGUAUAUACUCAAUGUGACUUUGCAUACAAUAGUCAGCUUCAAAGUAAUGGAAGAAUGCAUACUGGAGAGAAACCCCAUGAAUGUAAUCAGUGUGGUAAAGUCUUUGCACAGCACAGUCAUCUUCGAAGACAUCAAAAAAUACAUACUGGAGAGAAACCCUAUGAAUGUAAUCAGUGUGGUAAAGCCUUUGCACAGCAUAGUCAUCUUCAAAGGCAUCAAAGAACACAUACUGGAGAGAAACCCUAUGAAUGUAAUCAUUGUGGUAAAGCCUUUGCACGUCUUAGUACUCUUCAAGUACAUAAAAGAACACAUACUGGAGAGAAACCCUAUGAAUGCAAUCAGUGUGGUAAAGCCUUUGCUUAUCACAAUACUCUUCAAAUGCAUGAAAGAACGUAUACUGGAGAUAAACCCUAUGAAUGUGAUCAGUGUGGUAAAGCCUUUGCAUGUCAGAGUUAUCUUCGAAAACAUAAAGGAACACACACUGGAGAGAAACCCUAUGAAUGUAGUCAAUGUGGUAAAGCCUUUGCACAACAGAGUAGUCUUCAAAUGCAUAAAAGAGCACAUACUGGAGAGAAACCCUAUGAAUGUAAUCAGUGUGGUAAAGCCUUUGCACAGCAUAGUCAUCUUCAAAUGCAUAAAAGAACACAUACUGGAGAGAAACCCUAUGAAUGUGAUCAAUGUGGUAAAGCCUUUGCACAAUAUAGUAAUCUUCAAGUGCAUACAAGAACACAUACUGGAGAGAAACCCUAUGAAUGUAAUCAGUGUGGUAAAGCCUUUGCACAUCACACUCAUCUUCAAGUGCAUACAAAAACACAUACUGGAGAGAAACCCUAUGAAUGUAAUCAAUGUGGUAAAGUCUUUGCACGUCACAGUAAUCUUCAAAUGCAUAAAAGAGCACAUACUGGAGAGAAACCUUAUGAAUGUGAUCAGUGUGGUAAAGCCUUUGCACGUCACGGAACUCUUCAAAUACAUAAAAGAACACACACUGGAGAGAAACCCUAUGAAUGUAACCAAUGUGUUAAAGCCUUUGCACGUAAGAGUAAUCUUUUAAAGCAUAAAAGAACACAUACUAGAGAGAAACCCUAUGAAUGUAAUCAGUACGAUCCCGUCACAGCUGUAGCUAUAGCCUGACCUCUGAGUCAGGGUACAUUUUUCUCCAAAGCUGUAACAUUUGCACUAUGAAAUGUUAGACCCUUGAAUCUUGUAGCAGGAAUUACAGAAAGUUGUCAAAAAUCUUACCUUGAUUCUGGGAAUGAACAUUUCUUAACUGCCCAGCCAUGUCUCUAGUGCUUUAAAUAUUUUAAAGCCUAUUUAUAUCAUUUUGAAGUCAGGAAAUCGGAACAAACUUACACAAGAGAAAAACCUUAUUUAUAUAAUUGAUUUGGUAAAGACUUUAGACAUCACAGUUGUCUUCAUCUUCAAGAAAAAAAUCACAUUUCAUUUAUUUUUAAUCAUAGCCUUGAAGGAAGUAAAUUGCUUACCAUGUUCACUGAAGACUGAUGGUGGAAAUCACUGCAUUGUGGUUUCUAUUUUGAAACAUCUGAGGUAGAUACUAAAGUGUGCUUAUAUGUGUGGCAAAUCCAUUUAAUUUAAGUUUAUUUUAUGGUCCUUAUAUUCCUUCUGUGGCUUUUGUUAAUCUUCUAUUGUGCUUUUACUUAGUGAUAGGUAUUUUUCUGCUGUAAUGUUUAGAUUGGUAUGCCCAUCAUCUAAGUGGUCCAUUGUUUAUUUAAAUAUCAGGCAGUGUGUGAUCAUACAUUUCAAGUAAGGAUGUCUGUAAAAGGAUGGUGGGUUGUUUCUAGUUUUGUUUUUAUAUUUUCACAAAUUCCCUUGAGAUUUUGUUGUUUGUUAUUCAACCUUUCUUGUAUGUCAGUAUUGAUUCAGGUAUACAUUUGAACUCAUGAUCCUCAUGUGUCUGCCUUUUGAGUACAAGUCCGAGGGUAUUUGAUGUACUCCUAAUGUGUGUUGUUUUGUCAACACAAUUUAACAAUGUUAAUGUUAAAAUGCUUAA
Molecule: messenger RNA, 3291 nt
Organism: Peromyscus eremicus (cactus mouse)
Lineage: Eukaryota; Metazoa; Chordata; Mammalia; Rodentia; Cricetidae
Product: zinc finger protein 431-like
Exons: 6
Coding region: 1155-2414 (419 amino acids)
Biological process (GO): regulation of cytokine production; negative regulation of transcription by RNA polymerase II; regulation of immune system process
Molecular function (GO): DNA-binding transcription factor activity; RNA polymerase II cis-regulatory region sequence-specific DNA binding
Source: RefSeq, a predicted model, not a curated record